AAAUUUCAUAAAAUUACCUUCUCUUUACGUUCCCAGCCAUCGUGUCUACAUAUACAAAGUAUUCAUACAAAGUAUACAAAGCAUAUAUACACAACGACGCAUAAUAAACUGUACGCAAUGGAGCAACAGCUCAACGCCAUCCUCAACGCCCACGUCGCCACCGCCACCACCCCGUCCGGCACCGGCACGCACGACAAGCUCCUCGGCGCCUCCUUCGCCGUCGUCGCCGUCGUCUCGAGCAAGGAAGCAACAAUCGACGGCGACACCACGCCCUCCCGCGGAAGCGCCAUCAUCCCCUACGCCGGAUCCGCGGGCCGCAUCGGCUUCGGCUUCGACCACGACCAAGUGUCGUCGGCCCCCUUUGCCGGCGCCUCCCUCGCCUACGUCGCCUCCCUGACCAAGCUCGUCACGACCACGUGCCUCAUGCAGCUCGUCGAGCGCGGCGUCUUGUCCCUCGACCAAGACGUGCGGGUGCCUGAGCUGGCCGACGCGCGCAUCCUGCGUGGCUUCGAUGGCGCGGGCCGGCCCGUGCUCGAGACCAACACGACGCCCAUCACCAUGCUCCUCACCCACACCGCUGGCCUGGGCUACGACCUCGCCGACCCGGCCCUCACCAAGUGGUCCGCGCACGUCGGCCGCCGCGCCACCAACCUCGACUGGAGCAGGCCCGGCUUCACGACGCCCCUGAGCUUCGCCCCGGGUUCGGGCUGGUGUUACGGUACCGCCAUCGACUGGGCCGGGCUCGUCCUGGAGGCGGCCACGGGCCAGACGCUCGGCGAGUACAUGCAGACGCACAUCUUUGCACCCCUGGGCAUGCGCGACACGGGCUUCUGGCCCGAGAAGCUGCCCCAGACGGCGUCCCGCGCGGUCGCCUUCUCAUACCGCGACGCGACCACGGCAGGACUUGAGCCAGGCCCGCCGUCGGUGCCAGAACAACACGACGUCGAGAGCGGCGGCGCGGGCCUAUACACGACGGCCGACGACUACGCCCGCUUCCUGCGAGGUCUGCUGGCCGGCGAGCUCGUCAGUGACGCCACGCUGGACGAAAUGCUCAAGCCGCAGCUGAAUGACACCCAGAGAGAGAUGCUCGAAGCCACCGUCUACCGCUCCGGCGUCCAGGACGGGUUCGCGCCCGAGUUCCCGACCGGGCUGGCGCUCAACCACGGCCUCGGGGGCGUCAUCAACAUGGAAGACGUGGACGGCAAGAGGCGCAAGGGGAGCAUGAUGUGGAGCGGCGCGUGCAACAGCCACUGGUGGAUCGACCGCGAGUCGGGCAUCGCCGCCGUAUUGAUUGUCAAUGUCCAGCCGCACGGGGAUGCCGUCGCGGUGCGCCUGUACGACGAGCUCGAGCGAGCCGUGUACGCCCACCUCGUGCGAUACAGUAUCUAG
Purpureocillium takamizusanense is the source of this 1389-nucleotide messenger RNA. RefSeq lists its product as uncharacterized. NCBI's taxonomy places the organism in Eukaryota, Fungi, Ascomycota, Sordariomycetes, Hypocreales, Ophiocordycipitaceae. Bases 118 to 1389 code for a protein of 423 amino acids. The record is from RefSeq and is a predicted model, not a curated record. The transcript has 3 exons.